AUGGCCAAGAUGUUCUUGCGAAUGAAGGGGCUGCUGCUCCUCACUGGCGUGUUCUUCAUGCUCUACUUCGGACUCCAGCCCUUGACGGAGUGGUUUGAAAGAAAGGCCGUUGUUGCGCCACCCCAGGAAGUGGUCCUGGUCAACACCUCCGAGUGCCACAUAACCACACCGCUAAGACCAGCGCCAGUCAAGUAUGCGCUCGAGCCCAUCUUCAAGUUGCAGUGCAGCAUGAAGCAGUUGAUGGACCCCAAAACCCAAGGGGAGAGUAACAUUCUGGUGGCCAGAAAGGUAGCAGAGGAACUGCAGUGCCAGUACUGGGUGAAGUCCUUCAAGGAUUCUCUAUCCAAGUACCUAAAGCGGGGACAUUUCCACCUAAAACCCGAGGGGGGAAAAGAAAUCAAAGUCGGAUCUGGUCAGCAGAUAGUUCGCAUCAAGUGCUGGAACAAGGUGAACCAAACACGAUACCAUGAUGUGCAGUACUUCCUGCCACCUCCUAAUCCGGAUUCCAAGACAGUGAAGACUCCUAAGAAGCUAUCUGUCAUAGUGCUGGGCAUUGACUCCGUUUCCCACAUGCACUUUGAGAGGUGCUUUCCCUUGGUGAAGUCCCUUCUAGAAAAUAUCCCUCACACCAAGUUCUCCGGCUUCAGCCGCCUGGGCGUUGAUGCCUUUGGAAACUUAAUGCCUUUCCUCAGGGAUGCCGAACUAUCCCAAUUCAAUGAGGAGGCUUGGCUAUGGCAGAUCUUCAAGAGAGGAGGCUACAGCACAGCAUACGGCGAGGACAAUGCCGAGGGAAUCUUCACUCGUAACCCGGAACUGCAACCGGAUUUUGAUUUCGAUUUAAGUCCCGUAAUGAUGGAGAUGAAUAAUCAUACACGAUAUAGCAUAGACCUCAGGGAGAUGAUCCACUGCUCGGCACGAUGGAAGUUCCAUGACGUCCUUGACGACUUCAUCGACCGACUUGUUCCCCACAUGCAGAAAGGGCCCUUCUUCUCCCUUUUCUGGCAGUCGCAGGGUGUCCAGGAGUACUAUGAAUAUGGCUACCUCAUGGACCUGUCCUAUAUGCUGCUCCUGAAGAAACUGCUAGACGCCGAUAUCCUCAACAAUACCCUGCUCUUGCUGAUGUCCGACCACGGCCUGCGUGCUGGAAGCUACCGGAUGAGCUUCCAGGGCAUGAAGGAGGAGUCCCAGCCCCUGCUGUUGGCCUUUUACCCAGAGUGGCUGAAGGAGAAGUACCCCCUGGCCAUGGAGAACUUCGAGAGGAACAAUCAUAGCCUGGUCACACCGUACGACCUGCACAACACUCUGCUGGAUGUGAUAAAUCUGGAUCUUCUCCAGGACGCCAGCAUCCAGUUCCGCAUGGAGAGUCUGCAGUCUUACUCAGCGAAGAACAUGCCCAGGGGGAUCAGCCUCUUCCUCCCCAUUCCGGACCACAGGACCUGCGAUCUGGCCCAUAUUCCUUCGCUCUUCUGCUUCUGCCGGGACCUCACCGAGGUUCCCACGGACGACGGCCUGGUAGUUCGAAGCAGCCGCUUUUUGGUGGAGUCCAUCAACAAGAUGAUCAAGCCACUGGGACAGUGCCGCCAGCUGAAGCUCAAGACGAUUCUUCUAUCCCACUUCAUGGACUUUGGCGAGGAGUCCUUCGUCUACGAGUUGAGGCUGCGGGUGCUGACAACUCCCGGAGACGGAGUAUUCGAGGCCACUGUUCGUCUGUCGGACGUUCUACUGUUGACCAGCCCGAUCAGCCGGGUCAACCACUUCCUGGGGCAGUCCCACUGCGUCAGCGAUCCGCACCUCAAGAUAUUCUGUUUGUGUAUUUAAGAGGUUUUCCGUGAUUUGAUAAGGCUAUACUUGAUUACAGAAAACAGCUUUCUUUGAGAAGAUUCAUGAUAUCAAUCAAUCAAUAUCAAUCAACUUAUUCUAGUUUUCCCUAUAAAAAACAAAAUAAAUUUUUUAAAGCAUUAA
Molecule: messenger RNA, 1962 nt
Organism: Drosophila eugracilis
Lineage: Eukaryota; Metazoa; Arthropoda; Insecta; Diptera; Drosophilidae
Exons: 1
Coding region: 1-1818 (605 amino acids)
Source: RefSeq, a predicted model, not a curated record